UGCUCUUCUUACGAACUAGUCACCUGCGCCGUGCGCGUGACGCCUCACAACAUGGCCAAUUCGAAUUACGGAGGCUAUACACGUUUCGAACUUGAACUCGAGUGCCUAUCCAACCCACUCUAUCUCAAUCACCUAGCAACUCAGAAGCUGCUGGAUGAUCCAGAGUUCAUCGCAUAUCUCUCCUACCUCCAGUACUUUGCGGAGCCGAAGUACAUCAAAUACCUGUCCUACCCGGGCCCUACUAUUCGAGCACUUGAACUUCUCCAACAGGAGAGAUUCAGAAAGGAUAUCCUGAUCCCAGAGACUGUCGCCAGGAUGGCAGAGGAGGGUCUCCAAGCCAGCACUGAUGGUCUCCGCCGCGACUGA
Aureobasidium vineae is the source of this 366-nucleotide messenger RNA. The record is from the annotation of a GenBank genome assembly. NCBI's taxonomy places the organism in Eukaryota, Fungi, Ascomycota, Dothideomycetes, Dothideales, Saccotheciaceae.